ACUUUCCCUAUGAGCCUUCCUUCCACAGAAUAGGAACAGUUUCCUUUCUUCCUUCCUUCUCUCUCCCGAAACCAGAGAGGACGGAACGGAACCCUUCUGCAAGAAAUGGUCAGGGAGGAAGAACCCAGGAAGAGUCCCAGAAGCUCGAGCUUUUCACAGAGGUCGCCUAAUCCCGUCUUGAGUAAUGGCAGGUUUGGGGAAAACAGCAGUACUAUGUUCAGCCCAAGAUUCAAAUCGGUUGCUGCGAUGGCUGGAUGGGAUGAGGAGACCCUUCUGAUCGCGAGCCUGAUCGUCGAUGACACACCCGAUCGCGAGUUUAAGCAGAGGAAACGGUCAGACCUGGCCUUCAAGACUCCUCCUUCCAAUUCAAGAAGAAAAAGAAGAGAUCAGAGGAGAAGUCCUGCACCAAUCCCAGCUACAGUUCUUAACCUCGACGAAGAUGAGUCUGAAGACACAACUGGGAAAGCAAAUGAGACCAGUAAGAAAGCGGAGGCAGAGAAUCAAAAGAAGGAAAUCAAAACCAGGGGAAACGAGCCGCUGGAGAACAGGCCUACCGAUUCGGCAGCUCCUGCCGCUCCGCUUCCUUGCCUGGAUAGACUCAGAGAAGAGCUUUCUUGUGCUAUCUGCUUAGAGAUAUGCUAUGAGCCUAGUACCACAGCUUGUGGUCACAGUUUCUGUAAGAAAUGCCUUCGAUCAGCAGCUGAGAAGUGCGGGAAGCGCUGCCCAAAGUGCAGGCAGCUAAUCAGUGCGAGGAGCUGCACUGUGAACACAGUUCUUUGGAACACAAUACAGCUUCUGUUCCCUGAUGAGGUCAAAUCAAGAAAGGCAAGCAGCAGAUCUCCCGCAGAAUCUGUUGGCCCUGAAACAGUGUCUGUAAGGCAGGGCCAAAGAGAUACUCAAACCCAACGAAAUUCCCGAAGUAGAAUCCGGCCAUCUGCUUCGUUGAGCAGCAGUAUGGUCAAUGCAGAAAUCCUGAGGAGGCGGCCUGAUCCACCGGGCCAAGAUGAGGAUGCCGCCUUGGCCUUGAGGUUGCAAAGGGAAGAGUUCAUGGAGGUCAUAACUGGAGGGGAGGGAGGAGUGGGAAGGAGAAGAAGAAGUAGGCAUGACCGUGAUCGUGAUCAUGAUGACGGUUCUCGAAUCUCACUUUCUCUGGCUAGAGAGAACUUAAGGGCCAUGGCUUCUCGGGCCAUCAGCCUUCGGGCUCGAGGCAGACAUGUGUGAUAAAAUCCAAAUGAUUGCGGUUUGUUUAGCACUUGUUUGUAAUUUGAUUCUUUGAAGUCAAUGCGGGUUUUAUUGUGUUUGGAUGUAACAUUUCACAGCAGAAGGUUUAUGAACAAGAGAAAACGACAAUUAAAUAAUAAA
Punica granatum (pomegranate) is the source of this 1362-nucleotide messenger RNA. Lineage: Eukaryota; Viridiplantae; Streptophyta; Magnoliopsida; Myrtales; Lythraceae. The record is from RefSeq and is a predicted model, not a curated record.